AUGUCCAAACGUACGGAGAAGACUGAUGCUGGUUCUUAUGAGAAACAAAUCAAAGAGUCUAAAUCUACGAAGGUUACAAAGAAGUUACCAGUUACUGAAGCAGAGCCAAUAAUACCCGAAGUUUCAAAUGAUGAUACACCAUUAACUCAAAAAGAAAUUAUUACUUCGAAGGUCGGUGUUUUACGAAGAAUCAAAAUGAAAUCCAAGGACAAGAGCCGAUCUCCAAUCACGAAUGUCGUACGAAAGCCACAAGUUACUCAUCAGGGAGUCCUAUUUCAUGAAAUUCCAGUGCUUGUUUCUCCAUCUUCAAAGAAACGAAGGGCUACUGAUAUGGCUAAACACAUUUCCAAGAAGAAGAAGAAAAAAAAGCAAAAUGAUAAUCUCUUCUAA
Messenger RNA from Lactuca saligna, 390 nucleotides. Lineage: Eukaryota; Viridiplantae; Streptophyta; Magnoliopsida; Asterales; Asteraceae. The record is from the annotation of a GenBank genome assembly.